UGCUCAGCGUCACAGCAGCAUCGAACGUACAUGGAGAAGGUAAACAAGCUGAAAAAUCCUUCAGUGAUAGCGGACAAUUUGAUCAAUUGAUGGUGUGUUUUAUACGUAGCAUGCUGUUAGCGGCACUUAUGCUCGGCUGUUGGAGUCAGGACGUCGCCUGGAGGAUUAUAACGUCGUGACAUUCUGCAAUGGAGAAAGCAAGACGAGUUGACUGGUUUAAAUGGGACAUUUCUUGGCAACAUUAGCGCUGGCCGAUCUGUUGCGAUGGGACCCAUUCUUCAAGAACGGACAACAUCCACGAUCCUGAAGAGGGUACCAGUUAAAGAGAAGGUUAAAGAAAAUACUGCGAUCGUGACCAGCAACAAUAAAACAGGAGGCAAAGUCAUUCAGAACCAGAAGAAAACAAGCUCGUUGCAUAAGAAUGUCAUUUCAGGGCAGGAGAAGGAGCCUGUACCCAGAGCUGAAAUUAAUGGCCAACACAGGAACCGAACAGCGCACAUCAAGAGUCCAAACACCGGCACAUACAAGAUGCUACACACACAAUUUGAAGCUGAUAUAAGGCAUCCAAGGUCCAAGCCAUCUCCAUCAGAAUGUGAAGAGAAGAGGCAGAAAGUGCUGCACCAGUCCCCAUGCUGCAUUGGGGUUGAGCAGAACUAUGCAGCCCGAGAAAAGAGCCGGCGUGCUCUGUCACUUCCGCUGGCUCCUCAUCAGAUCCGCUUGCCUGUAAAUGUCCGAGACCUUGAGUCCCUGCGCCUCCUGGACCACAAAGAGGAUGACACAGACAGUGCCAGUGACCUGUCCGAUUCAGAGAGGCUCCCUGUGCUGCCUUCUCCCUGCACCCCUCCUCAGCUCAAUCUCAGAGCAGAAAUUGUUGACUCAGUGGACCUGCAUCCACAUAUCCCAGGACCCGGGACAGUGCAGACAAAAAGUGAUAGCUACAAUUAUCCUGAUUUCCUACCUCCGCCUUUUAACACCUGGAGCUUGAGGCAACUUGCCAUCUUCUUGAACACGGAAGGGAAACGCGCACCACGUCCCAAACCAGUUGGCCAGCUGGAGAUGUUUCUGGAACGUCUGCUGCAGCUAGAGUGGCACCAGAUCCAGACCAUUCAGAAUGAGAACAGCCAACCCACGGCAGCCAACGUACGUUCUAGAGGUCGUGCCCCUAACGGUCCACAAAUAGCCAGCCUUUCUCGGCCUCACACAGCCCCUCCUACUCGCCUCAGCUCACCUAAAAGUAUGCGUCAGGGUCAGCGCCCUUUCCCUUUAACUCUUCUCUCAUCCCUAGGAAGCCCAUCAUCAUGCCAGCUCUCUCGCUGCCUCUGCUGCCACGUACGCUACCCAUUGUGCAAUGGCAGCUGUUCUUCAUAUACCUAUCAGCGCCAUUCCCGCCUAAGCCCACUGCUGGAGCGCAAAACUUCACCAAGCAUCACACACAAAAGAAGCAGUAGCGAAAGUAGGGCUUCAGCCUCGGACAACAAAGCCAUGGCUAGACCUCACUAUCCUGUAAGCCCAAAAAGCCCAAAAAAACAAAUGGAGGUCGCUGGAAGUCUGCAAAAAGUUCCUCAGGAGCUGAGUAUGAAGAGUAAAAGACAACCUUCAGCCUGGAAAGGGCACAGUGGGAAGGCUGCUGAAGCAGAGAGUCACAAAGAUCCACCUGUGGGAGCGAGAAGCGCACUUGACAAGCGAGUCGCUGCUGCUAAUAAACGAGACUUCCAUCUUUCAGGAAAGAGGGAACAAAAAGAAGGGCAGCAGACAGAGCUUGUGGGAAGUGGCGCAAUGGCUGGGGUUAAAAGAAUGGUCAGAGAUCAUAAUAGCGUUAAAGGGAGCAGGGCAGAUAGAAAGCUAAAAAAUGCUCACUUAUCCAAGUAAAACAAUUACACCAGUCAUACAGUAAUCAUCAAAAACUUGCUUAGCGACCCGAGUGCACAAUAUGUGUCACAAUAAAUAUCUGCAAAGUAAUAUUUUGCACUGCAUUGUAUUUACUACUCUUACUUUAGUAGAUUUUUUUCAAUAACAGCUGGUUUAAGUUCUGAAAGAUGUAAAACUUCGGUUUUAUUAGUUUAUCAUUUAUUUUGCAAUUGAGGGUUAUUUAUGUGAAGAGUAAUCAUUUAUUUGGAUAUACCGUACGUCCCAUAAAAAGACAAUUACUACUACAACUAAGUUAUAUUUAAGGCCUAUACAUUAGAAAGAUUAGUGAACAUUAGUGUUGUUGGAGUGGUUUUUGCUGUCCUGUUGCCAGCAUCUUAAACUUUGUUUAGACCCAAUACAGUACUGAUAUACAUUAAAGAAUGUAUAUUUUUGACACAAAUAAUGAAUGUUUUGUAGUGGAUAUACGUAUUUUUGUAUAUAAGGGCUUUUCUCCGUUGAACUUAGGCAAUCAUUUUUGCAGUUUUGUCCAUAUUUGUUUUAUUUAUUGCCCUUGUUAAACACCAUAUACUGAAUAUUGCUUAAUCUUGUAUAUUUUGGACACUCUAUAUUCUCUAUUUUGAGCAAUAUCUUGUAUUACCUAGCUAUAGUUUUCUUAUCAUGUUGUGGUAUGUUAUGGAGCUGUAAUCUUCAGUUUACUGUGUGUUGUUAGGUAAAAUCAUAAAAUGUAUUUUUAGGAGCAUGUGUUUUAUUUAAGUAUCCUUGUCUCUAUUUUUCCCUCAUUUUAUUUCUUGGGAAAAGUGCAUACAGUUGUCCAUUGUCUUUUGGUGCUGCAUGUGUUUCACUUUAUUGGAAAAGUAAUGUUAGUGACUGAACUGUUCUUAAGACCUUACUUGAAUAAUGUUGGAUGGUGCUUGAUUGAGAUAGUAGGCCUACUUGCUACUGUAUUUCUGCACUUAACUUUUUAGUAUUUUAAGUUUAAUAUUUGUGUGUCCAAGGCAUUCAACUGGGAAAAACAUGUUCAUGGACCCCAUUGCUCUUUUGUCUUGCUAAAUGCACUAUUUGAUGAGAAAUGUCAUAAAAUGAUUCAUGACCUCA
Hemibagrus wyckioides is the source of this 2964-nucleotide messenger RNA. It is a transcript of the gene fam217ba, whose product is annotated as family with sequence similarity 217 member Ba. Lineage: Eukaryota; Metazoa; Chordata; Actinopteri; Siluriformes; Bagridae. The record is from RefSeq and is a predicted model, not a curated record. The coding region runs from base 265 to 1869 and encodes 534 amino acids. The transcript is spliced from 5 exons.